Messenger RNA from Diatraea saccharalis (sugarcane borer), 4524 nucleotides. The record is from the annotation of a GenBank genome assembly. Lineage: Eukaryota; Metazoa; Arthropoda; Insecta; Lepidoptera; Crambidae.
AUGACAAAACGCCGAAGAAUACUUCAUGCCGAUAAAAUUAUACAAAAUGUUAUUCAAGUGUUUUGUUUGUUGAUGUUUUUGCAGUUGAAAGGUUAUUAUUCUGUAGCUAACAAUCCAAUAUUGUUAUAUUCGACAGCAUCAGACAUACGAGUAGCUAAUUUAUCUAGACUCGGAAAGACUAACAUUGUAGUCAAAGGUUUAGAGCAAGGGUCUGCUGUAGAUUUCAUUUAUAGCAAAAAUUUAAUAUGUUGGUCUGAUCAAACUGCAGAGUUGAUACAAUGUAUGAACUACAACGAUACAUACUCUGGAGAAAAGAUGAGAGUAGUGUCAGAAGGUUUAAUAACACCAACGGGAAUUGCAAUUGAUUGGUAUACUGACAAAAUAUAUUGGACUGAUGGAGAGACCAAUAGGAUUGAAGUAAUAAGUAUAGAACAGAGACACAGAAAAGUGUUGUUUUGGUCUGAGGUAGAUUUGGCUCGAGCUAUUGCUGUUGUGCCUAAAGAGGGGUUAAUGUUUUGGACAGAUUGGGGUGAAGUGCCAAAGAUAGAGAGGGCAGGAAUGAAUGGUGACCCUUUAACUAGAAGAGUCUUAGUUAAAGAUGAUAUCAUUUGGCCCAAUGGCAUUACAAUAGACUACAAUAGUAAUUUGAUUUAUUGGGUAGAUGCAAAACUUCACUUUAUUGAUGUUAUUGAUUUUAAUGGAAAUAAAAGAAAAAGGGUAGUUAAAGGUGGUUUGGAGUAUCCUUAUGCUUUAACUAUACACCAUGAAAAAUUCUAUUGGACAGAUUGGACAAACUGGACUAUUUACUCUUGGGACAUAGCAACUAAUGGUCCUAUCAAAGAAAUAAUAAAAUCUGAUCCUGUACCUGUAGAUAUAAAAGUAUAUGAUAGUACUCGGCAACUUAUGCCUGCUGGUGACUACCCUUGUAAAUAUAAUAAUGGCGGCUGUACACAUUUGUGCCUUUUAGCACCAUCAGACACAGGCUACGUUUGUGCCUGUCCCACUGGCACCACACUAAAGGAAAAUAGCAAUACCACUUGUUAUAACACUCCGCAGUCUCUAUUAGUGAUUGCACAGCGCUCAAUGAUAUCAAAGAUCUCACUGGACUCACCAGAUUUCACUCCAUACACUUUGCCAUUAAAAGAUCUAAAAAGAGCACUCACUGUAGACUUUGAUCCUAAAAGUGAAUAUAUUUACUGGGCAGACAGUUUGGCAAAAACAAUAUCUCGAGCGCGGCUAGACGGCAGUGAACAAUCUGUAGUAAUACACAGUAGUGGUGUACCGGACAGUAUCGCCAUAGAUCCGCUUGCUAGAAAUAUAUACUGGACUGAUCCCGUCGCAGACACCAUCACUGUGGCUAAACUCGAUGGCACCUCUAAAAAGGUUAUAAUCCACGACGAAUUGUAUGACCCUCGAGCAAUCGCCCUCCAUCCAACUGUAGGUUGGAUGUUUUGGUCAGAUUGGAACGAGAAACGGCCAAAAAUAGAACGCGCAAAUCUUGAUGGUACAGACCGACUUGUUCUCAUCUCCGAAAAGAUCGCCUGGCCUAAUGGUAUUGCGCUCGACACCGUGCAUAAUAAACUAUAUUGGGGUGAUGCUAGGACACAUAAAAUAGAGGUUUGCAACAUGGAUGGCACAAACCGAAGAGAAAUUCACAGUACUGACAUCUUACACAUAUUUGGUUUGACAUUACUGGGUCAGAGACUUUACUGGACAGAUAUGCAACGACGAACAUUGGAUAGCAUAGACAAAGAAACUGGUUUAACAAGACAGCCUGUAGUAGAGCAGUUAGCAAACAUGUUAGGUGUAAAAGCUUUCCGUCUAGGCGAAUCUCUGGGCAGAAACCCCUGUGUGGAUGAAAACGGUGGCUGCUCACAUAUUUGCUUUAAUCGACCUAAUGACUACGUCUGCAGCUGCCCACUAGGCUUAGAAUUAAGCAAUGAUAGGAAGACGUGUAUUGAACCAGAAGCAUUCCUGGUGUAUAGUCGUAAGAACGUCAUCGGUCGAAUCAGUAUCGAAAAUGAAAAUAACGAUGCCAUGCAGCCAAUCAAGGACUUGAAGGAAGUCAGUGCCUUGGAAGUACAUGUUUCAGGGUCUAAAAUAUACUGGUCAGACAGCAAAACGAAAACUAUCAAUCGUUGCGCUGUUAAUGGAUCUAAUCAAGAGAAGAUACUUGAAUGGCUGGGUUUAGUGGAAGGUCUAGCCAUAGAUUGGUCUGGUCAAAACAUCUACUGGACGGAUAUGGCGACGCAACGCAUUGAAUUGGCUAGGCUCGACGGAUCCAGUCGUAAAACUCUGAUAUGGCAAGGCCUGAAGAAGCCUAAAAGCAUUGUUUUAGACCCAAAAAAAGGCUACAUGUACUGGUCAGAAAUCGGUUCAAGAACUAUAAAGAGAGCCGCUAUGGAUGGAUCUUCGCCCUCCGUAUUCGUUGAACAAGCAGGUCGCGUGCACGCUCUAGCCAUAGACUACGAUAAGCGGACUCUAUAUUGGGCCGCUCUCGAACCCCCGGCCAUAGAGUAUAUACAUCUCAAUGGGUCUGGACGAAAGUUGCUCAUUGAUAAUAUACUGAUGCCGUAUGCCCUCACCCUCUAUGGUGACAGAGUUUUCUGGGGAGACUGGAACACAGGUUUGAUCGAGGUUGCAAAGAAAACCGACGGCACGGAACGCAAAACGAUCCACACACAACUUGACUAUAUAACCGAUUUGAAAGUAUAUCAUCGCACUCGAGCCGCUGGUAGUAGCCAAUGUGACGUCGACAAUGGCGGUUGCUCUCACCUCUGUCUGCCACUGCCGCUACCUGUAGAAUAUCGCUGCUCCUGCCCUACUCACUUUCGCCUCAACCGUGACAAUCUCACCUGUUCUGAGCCGGAAGAGUUUCUUUUGUUCGCUCAAAAGAACGCCGUUGGUAGAAUACUAGUAGCGAACGGCGAAUGUAAUGACGCUUUCAUACCACUAGUAGGACUUCGGAACGUAAAAGCUAUAGAAUAUGAUCCCGAGAAAAGACUAUUGUAUUGGAUGGAUGAGGAUACUCACUUCAUACGAAGAGUUCCUGUAUCAUAUUCAACUACAUCAGCUGUCACUGACUCCACCAUAGUCGUACCUGGUCUGUCUAGGCCAUUUCAUAUGGUACUCGAUGUUCUAGGACGAGCUUUGUAUUGGACUUGUUUAGACACAGACUCUAUAAAUGCAACUUCUAUAGACAACAACUCAUCUAUUGGUGUGAUUCUCAGAGGAGAAAAUAUGAUGCCAAGGCAUCUAGCUUUGCAUCAAACGAAGAGGAUAUUGGUAUGGAACGACGUGGGUCUCGGGGCAAUAAUGCGUGCCAACGUAGACGGUUCCGAACGUAUGGAGUUGUCGCGUGCGGCUAACGCUUCUGCGCUAGCACUCGAUCAAACCACCGGCGUAGUAUACUGGGCUGUCAACCGGCAGAUACACGCCAUCGAUCUCGACAUACUCAACAAACGUGUGGUGUGGCAAGGCGGAUGGGUGGGCACUCUUUCGGCAUAUAGCGGCGCGCUGUAUCUAAGCGGUGGUGAGCGCUCACUAAUGCGCUUACCGCUGCAUCGCCGCGACGCGCCCGCCACUCUCGUACCACAUGUUACGCGGCUAGCUGCAUCGCUCACCGUGCACACGGUGAGUCGUUCGCAUCCGUGUUACGGCGGUCGAGUAUGCGGCGGUGGACCAGGCGCAUGUCUCGCGGGCGGAUUGUGCGGCUGCGGUGGCGACUGCGAGCGUCCCGCAUGCGCUCCCGGACACUUCCUAUGUCAUCUGUCACGCCGACCCGCCGCGCCACACCACCACUGUAUACCCAUGGACUGGAGAUGCGACGGUCAGAUCGACUGCCCGGACGGGUCGGACGAGGGCGUGGGUUGCGGCGCGUGCGCGGGCGGUGUGCGGUGCACAGACGGAGCGUGCGCGGACUCGCUCGCCUCAUGUCCCGCCGGGGCACUCUGCCCACACGCGCCCCUACCCGCCGCCUUUCGAUGCGAUGAGAAGUUGUGCCUGUCGCAGUCGCUUCUCUGCGAUGGACAUCAACACUGUGAAGAUGGAUCUGAUGAAUUACCCGCGUUUUGUGAACAAAAAGAACCGAGUGUGAGCAGUAGAUCGUGGAGCGCGGCGGCUGUGUGCGGCGUGGUGGCGGGCUGCGGGGCGGCGGGCGUGGGCGUGUGGGCCGCUGUACGAUGCCGCCGCCGGCCCGCGCCGCCCCGCCGGCUGCCGAUACCGCUACAGCUGCCCAGGCACAAACCACGCACGCCGACCACGCGCGCGUGCACAGAGGUAACCGAAAGCCUCUGCGAGCGGUACCCGCAGCCGACAGCUAACCCGCCGCCGUCGCCGGCUACCGCGAGCGGUGGGUCCGAGUCAGCGAUGGCGGCGGCGGCGGCGCGGCGUCGCGCGUACCGUCACUACCGAGCGUGCAACCGGCCGCCGCCGCCCACGCCCGCCUCCACCGACGCCUGCGAGUCGGAGCCCGAGCCCGCCGCCCGAGCGCCCCCGCCCUCACCCGCACCCUACCUCUACUGA